GCGAAUCCAUACUCCAUGUUCUCCCAGUCCUGGUCUCCUCCGUACGGUUCGCUUUUCUCCUUCGUCUCCCUUCCUCUUGCUCCCGUUCGCCCCCUUCCCACGUCCUUCCGCCAACAGCUGUUUUGGCUCGUGUGUUUGUGCAUCUCAAGAAGUUUCUCUGUUGAUCUGUUACGUUGUUUGUCACGCGGAGUUGCAAUCCAUUUCAAAAUUUGCUUGAGAGUCAAAGCGGCCGCAUACUGUCUGCAUGCGAUGGAUGUUUUGGAGACAAAGCUUCGCCAGUGCACUGUGCGUAUCAGCGAGUGCGGCAGGAGACGACUAUGGUUCACGGCCCUGGCCCUGCUGCAGGAGUUAAGCGUUCAUAGGCUUGUGCCCAGCUUGAUCAACCACAAUGCUGCUAUCACUGCAUGCGGUAGGGGUCAUCAGUGGGUUCGCAGCUUGAGCAUUCUCUAUGGUCUCGUGGAUCGAAGCAUUGUAACCGAUGUGAUCUCUCACAAUGCUGCCAUCGGCGCGUGUGAGAUGGCCCACCGUUGGAAGGAGGCACUGCGAGUGCUGCGAGGCAUUGGGCGUGUCAGGCUGUCCCCAAACGCGCGGUCCUACAACGUGGCAGUCAGCGCGUGCGAGAGGCGCCACCGCUGGGAGCAUGCGCUGUCCCUUUACAGGGACAUGUGGCACCGUGGUGUGGACCCAGAUGCGGUCACCCUCAGCUCAGCGAUCAGCGCGUGCGGAAAGGCGUCCCAGUGGGAGCGCGCCCUCGGCCUGCUGAGCCGGGCUCAGCAGGCCAGGGUCGCCCUGAACAUCGUCGUGUACACCGCUGCGGUCAACGCCUGCGAGCUGGGCGGGAAGUGGGAGGAGGCUCUCGGCCUCAUCGCGGCGGCGCGGCUCGACGGGGCGCGGCUGGAGCUGGUGGCGUGUGGCGCGGCGACGUCCGCGUGCGCCAGGGGCGCUUGCUGGUGGGGCGCCCUGGCGCUGCUGGAGGAGGCCCGCCUCCUGAGGCAGGAGCCUGGCAGCGUGGCGUACAGCGCGGCCGCCACCGCCUGCGAGCGGGCGGCCCGGUGGCAGCGCGCGCUGGCGUUGCUGGACGAGGCCGGGCCGGCCGGGGGCGCGGUGCUGCAGUGCGCGGCGAUCGCCGCCUGCGAGAACGGCAGCCGUUGGCAGCACGCGCUCCAGCUCUUCGGGCAGAUGUCGCAGGCCGGGCUCUCUCCCAGCGUCUUCGGCUUCUGUGGGGCCAUCAGCGCGUGCGAGAAGGGGCGCGAGUGGGAGAAGGCGC
This is a messenger RNA of Prorocentrum cordatum, 1267 nucleotides long. The record is from the annotation of a GenBank genome assembly. NCBI's taxonomy places the organism in Eukaryota, Dinophyceae, Prorocentrales, Prorocentraceae.